Olea europaea var. sylvestris is the source of this 890-nucleotide messenger RNA. Its product is annotated as CLIP-associated protein-like. Gene Ontology annotation, molecular function: microtubule binding. NCBI's taxonomy places the organism in Eukaryota, Viridiplantae, Streptophyta, Magnoliopsida, Lamiales, Oleaceae. The coding region runs from base 16 to 630 and encodes 204 amino acids. Gene Ontology annotation, biological process: microtubule cytoskeleton organization. The record is from RefSeq and is a predicted model, not a curated record. The transcript has 6 exons. Gene Ontology annotation, cellular component: cytoplasmic microtubule.
GAGACAAAAUACAUCAUGCAAAUGUUUUCAUAUUUCUUUUGUAUAUUGCAGUACUUCAACCAGAUCUUGACGGCUGUACUUGAAGUGUUGGAUGACUCUGAUUCAUCAAUCAGGGAACUGACUUUGUCAUUAAUUGUUGAGAUGCUGAAAAAUCAGAAAGAUGCCUUGGAGGAUUCUGUGGAGAUAGUGAUUGAAAAACUGCUUCACGUGACAAAAGAAGGUGUUCCAAAAGUAUCAGGCAUAGCAGAGCAUUGCUUAACUAUAGUAUUGUCGCAAUAUGAUCAAUUCAGAUGUUUAAGUGUUAUUGUUCCUUUGUUAGUUACUGAAGAUGAGAGAACUCUUGUCACUUGUAUAAACUGUUUGACAAAGCUUGUGGGUAGGCUCUCGCGUGAGGAACUGAUGGGUCAAUUACCAUCAUUUUUGCCUGCUCUUUUUGAUGCAUUUGGGAACCAGAGUGCAGAUGUUCGAAAGACCGUUGUUUUCUGUCUGGUUGACAUCUAUAUCAUGCUUGGGAAAUCAUUUUUACCGUACUUGGAGGGGCUAAACAGCACACAAUUACGGUUGGUGACUAUUUAUGCAAACAGGAUAUCACAGGCCAGGACUGGGGCUUCAAUAGACGCUACCGAAUGAUCAGUUGGCUUGGUUUUAUGUGUAGUUUUAGUACUGGGUGUUAAUUUUGGUCUUCCAUUCUUUGUGUAUUGUAUACAUGUGUGAAAUAUGCUGAAGGUUGGGUUUUUAUUUUUGUUUAAAAUCAUGUAUAUUCAUAUUUUUCACUUGGUUUGGGGAGUACCUAGAUUACGGAGACAGACUUGGUGAUGUUACAUGUUUUUUUGUGUGAUUAAUGAAAUUGUUACCUGUGAAGUAAAAUUGGUUUGCAAUGUUGCAAAUGA